Molecule: messenger RNA, 7180 nt
Organism: Anopheles funestus (African malaria mosquito)
Lineage: Eukaryota; Metazoa; Arthropoda; Insecta; Diptera; Culicidae
Gene: bnl
Exons: 6
Coding region: 1325-3811 (828 amino acids)
Biological process (GO): positive regulation of gene expression; fibroblast growth factor receptor signaling pathway; animal organ morphogenesis
Cellular component (GO): cytoplasm
Molecular function (GO): fibroblast growth factor receptor binding; growth factor activity
Source: RefSeq, a predicted model, not a curated record
AAAAAGGUUACCAAUUAAAGGGUACAGGGCUGCCAGAAUAGUAGAGCACAACCUAAGCAUCCCCCUCGUGAGAUCUUCGUGCACCCUUCGGUUUGUACAGUUCAUCCCGCAACGGGGUUAAAAAUGAAGUUGCGUACCGUUCAUUCCGUUCAUUUCAUUCAACGAAAGUCGUGAACGUUCGAAUUACUACACUCGACAUCAUCAGCCGAGCUGGAUGCGUGCGUGCAGUUGGUGGGCCGUACAGCGAGCCAGUUUUCGAACAACAACCGUCACCGCAUCAUCGGUCGCGAUCGGUACUUUCGUGUCCGCUUGUUUCAGUUUGUGUUCUCGCGACAACUUUUCCACCACGGCACGGGUGGAUGCCUGCGCCUUACGAAAAGGUGUGCUCAUCAUUGUGUCGGUGUAUCGGGUGUUUUUGGCAUGGUGCAAUAAAAAAUUUACCGAAUAUUAAAUCGAAAAAAAAGUGUUGUAAACUAAGCGUUGCAAGGGGAUGUGAUGGGUAAUUAUGGUAACAAAAGUGAAAUAAAUAGGGAAACAAAGUGAAGUUAAAAAUUUCGUACUAAAUUUGUGAAACAAAAAAUAAAGUUUUGGAAAACCGUGUAUAAAAGAAGAAAACAUCAAAAUCCCAAGUUGUUGUUAAAAAAAGUGCAUAAACGAACGGUGAAUUGGUUCUACGAUUGUGGUCUUGUAAUCAGCGUUAUCUCAACAGUGGAAGCGAAACGAGCGAAUCAAAGUGCUUUUCUCUCGGUGUGUGUCCACUGGCAAACACAACAACAUCUAGUGGUGAUAGGAAGCUUGUGCCACAGCAUCACCACGCGCUAAUGCUGACGUGCGUCUGCACGAUGUGCUAUGGCCGGUAGGAUUGGGUCCGACCGUAACCAUACACUCCCGCCGCGGUACGGCUUUAGGAGGCGGUGGCAGCAAGCGGUACGGCGUGUACGACAACAUUCCGUGCGUGCGUGCGUUCCGUGCGUCCCGGAGGCACACGGCAGCUGCUGCUGCACCCGCCACACACGUUGAAGGCCGCCCGAAGGAUGAUGGGACGCGGUCUGGCAGCGCACGGGACGUAUGUAGUGUGCUGCGGGCAGUGUAAUGUGCAGGUGCAUCUAGAACUGGGCCACGCACUGGCCAGUUCCUUCCGACGUGCCAUUGUUGCAAGUGUUGAAGUGAAUUCCGUGCGUGCUUGCUAGAUCCUUACGUUGCAAAUUUGCUCAGUGUUCCCGUGUGUCUCUGUGUGCGUCCGUGUCGGUGUCGGUGAGACGCAUCUAUGUGAGUGUGUGCAGGUGCCCGUGGACGUCGCUCCACGAGAGGCCGGUGAAGGUUCAUGCUCAGUGGCAGGAUUCGUCGGAGGGCCCUGGCCCUGCUGGGCGCCCUCCUGUUGGUGAUCCUCGUCUGGCCUCCCUGCUGCGCCACCAUGCCGAAACCGUUGCCGGUUGUUCCGCCGACCGCUCCCUGGGACAUAGUGCCACCGACCCGACCCCAUCCAGCGGCCGCCGUACUACCGGUACCGCUGCAACCGUGGACGAAUGGGGUGGGUACGUUGACGGCUAAACGGCAGCACGUCCCGCUCGGACUCGGCAGUGAACGGCAGCAACAGGGCCAGGAACAGCAGCAGCAGCAGCAGCAGGAACCAGCAGAAUCGGAGAGUCGGAAGAGCCGGCGAGUCAGUGAGUUUUAUCGCUUGUUGCGUGCCCUCAGUCCGAUCGCCCAACCGACACCAACAGUUGAACCGUACGAACGAAGACAGAGUGCAGUGAGUGCAGUGCAGUUAAAUUUACCGUCGCGCGAAAAUAGCGCCGUACGCGACGCGCGUGAUUAUUUAAUAGAACCGAUCGAUAAAAAUAAGUCCCAAUCGAGUGUGCUCGAUCCCUCCGCGCAGGAUAACGCGCCCGUCCGUGCAAACGCCAAGUUCGAUGACACGGAUCCAUCGUCUGUGCUGGUACGAAGUAGACGCGAGGCAGCGUCCGCCAAUCCUCACCGUCACCAGCAUCAGGUUGGGUCCGUUGGUCCACAGAACGGGACGGGUGUGUGGCAUGGGCGACGAGGUGGCGGUGGCCGACAUCAUCAUCCUCAUCAACAGCAGCAGCAGCAGCAUCACCGAAACAAUGAAUCGAAUCUCGAGCGGAACGAACGUUCUGCCAACCUGUCGCAUAUAACCGGUGCGACACGCAAGAUCCAGCUGUUCAUCAAGAACCGCUACAUACAGCUGCUGCCCGACGGUACCGUCAACGGCACGUACGAUGAUCUCAGCGACUACACGAUUCUACAGCGGACAACCGUCGGGAUAGGACAGAUCAAAAUUCAAGCCGUUGCGACGUGUCUGUUCCUCUGCAUGGACACCUGCGGUAGCGUCUACGGUUCGAAAGAGUUCACCGACGAUUGCAUCUUCAACGAGCAGAUGGAGCAGCAUCACUACAACACGUAUUCGUCCACACAACACUCGAAUGCGCGUCGAACGCUUUACCUGGCGCUCAAUAAAACGGGCCAACCACGCAAAAUUCAGAUCCCAGUCAACCGUACACUAGGCAAGUUGGCCACCUACACCAAGGCGCUCACCCAAACGGUGGCCCACGAUCGGGUGGAGCAGCUCAUCUCGCGUCUGUUCGGUGCCGAUCACGUUCGACAUGGGUUGAACCAGCUGUGCGAAACCGGGCAACCCUUGGUUGAGUUGACGGCAAAGGAAAUGCGUCCCAGACCGGUCUGUGGUCCGCAGGCUGGAACGGCGAAAGGGGUAGCAACCGCCACAUCGGCGGGUAGUGGUGGUAGUGGAGCGGGUGGUGGUAAGAAGAACAAUCAGCCAAAUGCUUCUGGUAAAGACGAGAAGGAUGGGCUGCGACAGAAGAAGAAGAAAAAGCGACGGAAAUGUCGUGAGGAUGAGGUGCCGGGAGAGCACUGCUUCCGACCGGGUGGCCCGGGCACAGGCGUAGGUGGUACAAAUAGUGGUAAGAAGAAGGCAGGCCCCAACCAGGGACAGCCCCGGGGCAGUAGUAGUAUUAGUAGCGAUAGUGGCAGUAUCAGCCCUAGCAGUAGCAAUAGUUCCGUAGGUAGCAGUAGCGCAGGCACCAACCAGUCAGCCAUUCUCAGCAAUGUCACCAGCAGCAGCAGCAGUAGUAGUAUUAGCAACAGCAGCAGUGCAAAUAGUCUAAUAGCAAGUAUUAGCAACGGUGGGCCCAACCGUUCGGGUCAACCGUACGCCCAACUCACAGCAACACCAAAUACCCGGAAGCCGAAACCAACGAAAAAGCUCCCAGCGGGUUCGCGAAACGGAACGCAACCACCGAACGGCCCAAGUCGGAAACCGAAAAAACCUAACCAACAACAAUCGCAACCCCAAACGAUCAACGGAAAGCGUAACGGCAGCGGUGGCAAUCACACCAAACCUGGUGGUCCAACCAAGACCAGGCUGGUGGGUGCGAGUAUAGUGACCAGCAGGUUGAGCCAUCCCAAGCCGGCCUCGUUGACGGUCGCGCGAACAGUACGACCAACGGUACCGUUUCCAUUAGCAACAGCCCGACCCACCACCAAACCGACCACGAUCAGCAACGAUCUUCAGGAUACCUCGCAACAGUCCGAUUCCGAUGCCGAGCUCGAUAUGGACGAUGUGCUGCAACCGUCUGGCGAGCUCGUGGACGAGCUGGACGAGCUCGACGAAGUUCCAGGAUCUCCCACAGCUUCCUCCUGGCACGAAUUGCUCCCCACCAGCUCGGUAUCCGAGCAGCGCAGCCGCUACAAAGCGUUAUCCUGCUGUAGUUUCCUUAGCCUAAGCACCCUCAUUGUGUACGGUGCCACUGUGCAUUUGCUCUAUCUAUGAUCGGCGAUCGAAGAGAUGUUGCACUACCGCUAGCACCCUGUGUGACACGAACCAAAAUGCACGAAGCGCGACUAAAAUUAAUCCCAACAGCAAGCAAACAGUGAUCGAUAGUUUCGGAGGUGGAAUCGGUUGAUGCAACGGUUGAUCACGGUUAAUUGAAUCAAUUGGCAGUAAAAGAAGUAAGGUGAAUGCGUAAAGGGGUAGUAUAAAAUCUCAUUCAAACACGGUGACGAACCAUAGAUUAACGGUCGAGACUGAUUUUUAUUGUUUUUUCUCCAAUUCUUGGCGGUAGCGUCCGUUCAAAGUUCAAUUCCUUCAUUGAUUUGUGAAACGCUUUGCGGUUGCUUUGCUGAAUGUUUUAAGUCCCAUUAAACAAAACUGUUUGGAGCUACAUGUCUAACGCUAACCAUUCGUUUGAAUUUCCACCUUUCGCAGCUUACAUCCAUGUUUCCACAGCACUAACGUUGGCAAAUUAACAUUUACAGUGAACUAUUGCAGAUGUACGUCCAGUCAGAUCAAUUUCCCUGAAAACCACACAGACACAUCACACAGCAAGGACCAAUAAAAUAGAUCAUAGGUUAUUUGUUUCUGGUUCUGAAAUGCUUCCAUGACGUCUAUAACUGUAGCUUACUAUUUAAACAUAUUCUAAGGAGUCCUCAGUAGAGGAGUCCGUUGCUGCUGCAGAAGUAAUUCAUCUGUCUGGCGUUCAUAGAAGUUCCGGUUCUAUGCGGUACUGCUUGUACAUAGUUAGUGUAUAAGUGAGGUUAAAGUAUUGCAAAGUUCUUCACCAGUCAUCUAAUACGCUCGAUAAGUACCAAUGCCUUUACCGGUGUCCCAAAUUUUAUUUAUGUCUUCGUUGUAAAUGUUGAUAGAAUUUCGAUUUUUUCAAAAGAGAGAGAGAGAGAGAGUUGAAAAAAACACGUUUAGAAUCUGUGCUUUAUUUGUUUGUAACAAGGCAGAUGCUGUGUAUAUUGGAGCUGCAAAUCUAGCUACAAAGAUUUGAUACACAAAAUCGUAGAAUUUCAGUUCGUACAGCAGAACACCGUAACGGAACGGAUCUGAUUCUAGGUAAUAUCUAUAGAGAACCGUAUACUAACCCUUUGAUCCAGGAAUCCAGGAAAGAUGAUACCUGCAGAUAUUUCAACACAGCGUAGGCAAUCGUUAUCCAGACAUCAAGAGCCUUUUGCAAUCAAGUUUAGCUUUCAGACAAAUGUUUCCGAAUACAGUUCCGAUAAGCUGAUACUUAUCCGAUAAGCUGAACCGUAGACGUAAAAAUACUCAACACAAAAGCAACAUCUUGUACGAGAUCUAACUCAGGAGUUCAGAAUUCGAACAACACUUACUAGACAAUUAAGCUAAUGAUGCGCGAGACUACCUGUAGACACCUUGUAAAGGUUAGAGCCCGCACCCAACACUAACCAGACGCUACCGCAUCUGAACGAAUAGGGGUAAACGCAACAGCGAGCCAUCCCAUGGGGCAGCUCCGGAUUGUGACGAGUCGAUCGUUCGAUUCUAUGUUGAAAAUCCAUGCACAUCUGCCCCGUAUACGAACGAGCAGGAGUAAAACACAAGUAAUACCAAAUAGUGCAAGUCUUAGUAGAGCGUAGUUUUGGUAAGAUUUAGCGUUAAAAGCCUGACCUCGUUCUCACACAGCAAACGAUAGACAAUAAUAGAAUAUUUUCAGGAUCCAACGCUUCAAGCCUUAACUUCGUAACAUAAUCGAGAAAAAAAAACAAAAUUGCAAAAAUAAAUACGAAUAGUUGACUGCCUCUAUGCCGAUUAUUUUAACUCUCAAGAACCAUAUACCCAUAACUGUUUAAUAGUCACGUCUGAAAUGGUAAUCGAUCUUUUAAGGAGACGAUACCUAAAAUCGAGCAUAUUAUUUAUUGAUAAAAGCUGUAAUACUGUUGCUUCAGCAAACUGCCAAUAGAAACAGCCAUGAACUUUCUGGGUUUCUGGGGUCACUUCACGUGUACAACCCCUGCGUUCCUGCUACUGCGAAAUCGUAUUUUUUCUUUAAUACAUUACAUUGAAUUCUUCUAGUCAUUAAUAACUUAUUUAGUUAUGCUAAAACCCAUUACCCAUCCGUGUGUGAGGUAAUCAGAACGAUCUUGUGAUUGUGCUUUACUUUUAAUCGAUGAAUAGGGGAUUUUUUUCGAAAUUUUUAACCCACUGACGUCUCUCGAAAUAAACCUUAAAAACCUCAACACAGCUUGAAUCGCUUAAUGCAUUAAUCACAUAGGUAGUUAAAAACAAAACACAGUAAAUGUUUAUAAAUGUACGCACAUUUUGGUUGCGUUAUGUCACUCUUUGUUAAGGAGAGAAGGAAUAGGUGAAGUUUCAUGCUGCUUAAAUGAAAGCGGGCGAGUAAGUCAAUGCCUAACAGUAUCGAAGAACUGAGUGCCAUAAAAUAUUGUAGAAAAAGAGAAUGUAAAAAGCAUUAGCGUUACUCAAGCAAUAGCAUUUGAAGUCAACAUCCAUGAAGCCUAAAGUUAUUGUUUAACAUGAAACAUCAAAACUUUAAUAAUAUUUUUCAAAAAUCUCAUUCGAAUUAUGUUAUUUUUUCAUUGUACUGUUUUUUUAACAUCGUUCAACGGCAAAUGAAUUUUAUUUUUCAUGCAUUAUUUGCAUCGUAAAGACCAAAACCAUGGAUGGAACGCUUGAUCAAAAACUAUUUGCUUGGCGUGAAGUAAAUGCUACCACGUGAGAGAGAGUCGGCUCAUUUAUAAAUGACGCAUUCGGCCACACACGCAAUAUCAUAGAUCGUUCUUUAAUUACAUCACAAAGUAGCAUAGCACAUUGUACAGAACAGCUUUGCAAAACGAACCUGAACGAACGUAAAGUAUCAUGCAUUGGAAUUGACUUAAAAGACGAAUAUGAGCAAGGUUUUAGCAUGAAGUAACCAUAACAUAAGUCACUUUUCCCAGUGAAAAAGAAAUAAUUUGAAAAUAACGAAAAAUGUACUACGAAAAUGUGCGAAAUGGAUUUCAGCAGUAAAAAAAUAAAUUGUGUAUUUGUAAAUAGUAGAAAUUAAAAAAAAGGUCAGAACACACACAAAACAAAACAAAAAACCUUAAACAAAAGCAACGAAUAUUAAACGUUACAAAGUAAGUGGACAAACAUUAAGAAAAAGUAAGAAAAUCAUAAAAAACGCUAAAUCUAGUAAUUGUGCUUAUAAAACCAUGUGAAAGUAAACAAAGCAUGUAAACAAAACUAAUUGUCUAUGUAAGCGAAACAUGAAAAACGCAGAAACAAAUUAAACAUAAGACACACAGUCUAAACUACGCUGAUAUUGUACAAUAGGCAAACACAAUGUUAAAGUGGAAUGAUAAUGCUAUACAAAAUAUACGAAAUCUAGUAGAAAACAAG